Molecule: messenger RNA, 2126 nt
Organism: Lytechinus variegatus (green sea urchin)
Lineage: Eukaryota; Metazoa; Echinodermata; Echinoidea; Temnopleuroida; Toxopneustidae
Exons: 3
Coding region: 38-1048 (336 amino acids)
Source: RefSeq, a predicted model, not a curated record
AAUAUAUUCGUUAUACUACCCUUAUCUGGAGUAAAUAAUGUUUAUCCUUAUCAUCUCCAUUUUAUUCCCAUCUGCAGUUGACAUGGCAACGUUAUGCAUCAAUUCUUCUAAUAGUGAGAUGUCGGACGCGGAAGGUAGCAUACGAUUAUCACUUCCAAUGGCAGCAGCAGACGAUAUUGAAGACGCGACCAAGUUGUUUUCGCGCCCUGUGUGUUCCUUCACCUUAACCAGCCAAUCGCCAUUCGACAGGCUUAUUCUAGUUCUUCCAAACGUCACCGAUUCUCCCGACACCACGUGCGCAGAACGGUCCAACCACGAUCGAGUGGAGCUCAGACUUUUGAACGGACCAAUCACAAACGAGGUCCAUCCAUCGGAGCCGUAUUGGAAUCUGUGCACGUCUGCGACGACGUCGCCAUCAUCGUUGUCGUCAUCGAGUGCUAACUGGACCAAUCAAACAGUGUUAACUGAAGAAUCCUUGUCAUUCCAAAGAAUUUUCGUAACUUCUGGGUCGAGCGUGGAUGUAUUCUUAGAUUUUUCCGCCGCUAUUGAUAGCAUUAUGGGAUACUCCAUGGACGAAUUAGACGGCCGAGAUAGUAUUUCAAUUUUUUAUAAGUCUUUCAGUAGCAACGCACAGUUAGAGGAUGAUCUAUGUAUCCAAUGCAUUUCAAACGAUUCAUGGGCCAGUGAAGCUGAAAUCUGCUCAGAUAUAUAUCUAAAUUGCUCCUAUCCAAUCUUGUCGCCUAGCAACGAAACGGGUGACCAGAAAGUCACCAUCAAUUGCAUUCCUCCAGAGAAGAAACCUCGUUCUGAGCUCUUCAGCAUCAUGAUGGCCGGAGCCAUAGUACUGACUAUCAUCUUCGUAUCAUUUCACUGUAGUCCCGGUAGCAGCGCCCCAUCACGCCGUCCCGCUGCCAUGGACAUCAUGCUACGAGACGAUAUCUCCCGAAGAGGCGGAGGCGGACUCGGGGGAGGUCGUGGUCCUUUCGGGAAUACAUCGUACAAGGUCCAAGCUCCUACGGUCGGCAAGGGACCCGUCAGUCACGUAUGACGAAUACCCCCUCGAAAAUAGGGGGCGUGGUUUAUUUAUUGAAGUCUGUUCUACUAUUCAUGCGCGCUACGAGUUUGUCGGGAUUGUUUUAAAAUCGUUAUAAGCCAGCCGCCAACCUCAAGCUGCAAAUCAGAGAGCAAGCAAAGAUGAACUCAUUUAAUAUGCGAACAGGCAAUAGGCCUACAAGAAUUUAUUGAUUUUGAAAAAUUCCCAAAUAUACCUCAGUCGUAGUCUUGUUAUUGUGUAAUGUCAAUCAUAACGCGUAACGUAUCGAUAACUCGUGAUUUGUUCGUGGAGCUCACCGCAUAACACGUAAUUAUUGUGUGUAGCAUUUCACCCAAAGAUAUGUCAAAUACUAUACAUCUUUGUCAUUCAGGCUAUGCGGGCAUGUUUACUGACAUAAUCAAAAUUUCACGAAUAUUUUGUCUGAUAAAAUGUGUUCUUGACAUUCUGAAACUAGCCAAAGAUUUUCAGACCUAUAUAGCGACAAAAAUGAUCGUUGUGCAGUCAGUCAUCAUGAUUCGAACAAAAUCUUAAGAUUUACCAUGUUUACCUUUUCAUAAUUUUUAGAAUAGGCCUAUUCCUCAACAAAGGUUGUUAUGAAAAUGACAUAUCAACAGGUGAUGUUUGCAAACUUGCGAGGUAGUUUCAAGUUUCGUGGUCCAUUUAUCGAUGUAUAAAUAUGAACCAAUUAUUGUAUGAGGUCUCCACGUAAGGGCAUUUAAAUAAGAAAAUCACUAUCCCAGUAAACCAUUCUCAAUUCCUUUUUUUUUCUUUUAACAAAUCGAAAUAAUUCAGCCACUAUUGACUAUUGCUAAUCAAAACAUAAUGAAUGUAGUUUUAUGUACAGUCACAUGUUUUGUAUUUUACAUAGCGAGCAUUAAGUUCCAAGGCAAUAGUAUCAAUAUUUACAUGGCAACCAAAGUGGUCGAGCGUCAUCUUUCGUUGCAUCGUGAAUAGUUCCAAUAGCUCUUUGGUUCGUACACAUUCUAAGUAUAGACAAAGAAAGCAAUAUCUAAACCCACUGAGGAGCGAUUCCAUAUUUAAAAAAUCACCCAUUUUCACAACAUUUUUCACU